GGUCCCUGUGAGUGAGAUAAAAUAUCUGUAAGUAAAUAACCUGUUCAUGCCUGCAGUUCAGUUUUGUGUGGCUGCACAGAGAUCCACAACUGCAUGCUGUACCAGUGUUCUUAUCCUUAAAUGAUAUUUUUAACAGCUGCAGCAGUUGAAAAGCAGAAUGAGUCUUGAAAACUUUAUCUUAUUUCAGGAUAAUUUUAAUGCAAGAGUUCUCCAUUUUCCAAUUAAAAAUUUAAAGAAGUUUUGGUUGGUUUUUUUUUUAAGACAUUUGUAAGGUCUUGAAAACCUUUACUUCAUACUGUAUAAAGGAACAUCAACCGCAGAAAAAGCUGGGUGUUAAAAAGCAGCAUGCGUCAUUAGUAGCUUAGUGUGAUCACACUGUGUAUAGUCAUGUCGUACAUGGUUUAAAAAUAUAUUUUCAUUGCUAUGGACAAGUAAUUAAAAACAAAUAGGAAAUUCAGGUGUGCGAGGCAGCUGUUAAUGUUGGGGAGACUUCACAGUCCUGUAAGUUCUAAGGGUCUUUACUGGAGUUCUGAAUUCUGGUGUGUGGAGUUAAUUUUCAAAUCUAUCUUUGCCUUGGCUUGUGGAAAACCUAUUGAUCUUUGUAGCUGAUUUAGCAUGAGAAAUUAUCCACUGCUGAGUCAAGUUUUGCUCAUUUUGGGAAACAGGGUACUUGCAGCUGAUGUUUUUUCCCCUGUAUUGUUUCCAUCUUCCAAGUUAUAUUUUUAUUUUAGGAAGAGUUUUUGAAAGUAUAUGUCAUAUGAUACUUCUAACACUUCACACCUCUUGCAAUCAGUUUCAGCAAGGACUCAGGAACUUGCUACAUCCUGUUGGCUUCUAGUAUUAUUUCUAUUCUUGAUGAAGUGCUAAGGAAAGAUUUGAUUUUGUCAGUCGUGCAUUUAAUGAUUACAACUAUGCUCUUUUCCUUUUAAAUAGAUAUGCUCCUUGACUAUUUAUAAAAAUACACAGAAUAUGCAAAAAUUAGUAUUACUUUUUUUUUUAACAGGGCAGCCUAUUUGUAAAACAUCUACAAAUAGCGAAACUGUAUUAGUUACGUUAUAGAAAGCAGAGGUAUAAUAGCUAAAAAUAAAGCUAAUUCAGAAAGUCGAAGCUGUCCAGUUUUUUUUUUUUUAAAUUACUUCUGUGUGUGUGAUUGUCUGUCUAAUGUGGUAUGGCUUUUAGUAUAAAUCUGUUCUUUAUGAUGUAUUGUUUCUGUGUUUUGUAAAAUAGAAUUUUGGCAUAGCUGUUGGGCAGUGCAGUGUGGGAUAUGGCAAACUCCACAAUGGAAUUAUGGAAACCGAGCAGGCAGGCUUCUUAAGAAAGUGUAUAAUUUACUUCCAUACUUUUCAGCAGAAUCAAGUAUAUACCUACUACCCCAGUAUCUUUUUUUAACCUGUUUUAAAAACACUGAUGGGUAAUCCUGUGGAUUACCUCAAAACUAAAACUGUUUGACUGCUUGAACAUCCUUACCUGUGGAGACUGUUACAGGCGUCUCCAUAACAGGUGAAUGUAAACAUGAAACAUACUUAUCUUCAAAGUAUGGUGAGGAAAGUUACAUAACAACUAAAACAUACCAUUUCAGUAGGAAGAAAAUCUCAUUAUGGCACCAUCAGGAAGAAAGCAUGGAGGAAAGGCUGCUAAACCAGCACCGGAUUAUCAAGCUAUACCUGCUUAUGACUUUAAGGAGGAAAGUAAAGAGCUGAGUGGAUCAGAGGAAGAUAUUAGAGAAGGUGAAACACCAAUAAUGGACAAGCAUGGAAAGAAAAGACCUUUGGUAACUACUCAUGUGGUUUCGGAUGAUGUGGGGGGUGAAGUACAGAAUAUGCUGGAAAGAUUUGGAGCUGACAUUAACAAGGCUCUCUUAGCUAAGAGAAAAAGAUUAGAAAUGUAUACAAAAGCCUCACUCAAAACCAGUAACCAGAAGAUUGAAAAUGUUUGGAAAACACAGCAAGAGCAAAGGCAGAAGCUCAAUCAUGAGUUCUCCCAGCAGUUCCUGACUUUAUUUCAGCAAUGGGAUGUAGAUGUGCAGAAAGCAGAAGAACAGGAAGAAAAACUAGCGAAUAUGUUCCGUCAGCAACAAAAAGUUUUUCAACAGACAAGAAUAGUUCAGAGUCAGAGACUGAAAACCAUUAAGCAACUCUAUGACCAAUUCCUAAAGAGUAUGGAAGAGCUGGAGAAGAGCAAUGAAAGUCUUCUAGCGGGUGCACAAAGUGAACUUCGCAAAGAAAUGACUAUGUUACAGAAGAAGAUUAUGAUGGACACUCAACAGCAGGAGAUGGCAAGUGUUCGGAAGUCUCUUCAAUCCAUGUUAUUCUGA
This is a messenger RNA of Cuculus canorus (common cuckoo), 2314 nucleotides long. RefSeq names its product synaptonemal complex protein 3 (gene SYCP3). Gene Ontology annotation, cellular component: synaptonemal complex. The transcript has 8 exons. NCBI's taxonomy places the organism in Eukaryota, Metazoa, Chordata, Aves, Cuculiformes, Cuculidae. The coding region runs from base 1598 to 2314 and encodes 238 amino acids. The record is from RefSeq and is a predicted model, not a curated record. Gene Ontology annotation, biological process: spermatid development; meiotic cell cycle.